AUGAUGGGUGUGACUAAACAGAUUGUGGAGAGAAACUGGAUUCAUGACGAAGUUCCUCACGCACUGCCGGUGGGAAAGAGCCAUAUCCACCCACCAACAACACCGCAUGCAGUGAGUUCAUCACUCCCAACAUGGGAUGCUGUUAUUUCUUGGUCACGAAAAGAAAAAGCUGCGAAAGAACACGUGGAGUUUAGCUAUCCGAGGUUCUUCAUUGCCAAGCCAGUCCAAUUGCUCAUCACCCGCAUAAGAGAACGAUUGAAUAUCAAGGACGACACGAUCGCAUGCAUGGUUUUUCCUUCGAGCCGGAUUGCAGAGUACUGCGCAACUGUGCUGCGAGCAUCAAGGUCGGAAGCUCCAGCCAAUACAGUCCGAUUCCUUUUGUCCAACGAGUCGAUUAUCCACAAUGGUGACAAUGCAUGGACCAAUUUCUCGGUAGUCCUGUUCCCAACGAAUCUAACGAAGGAAUCCAUGCUGGUAUGGAUGGACACUGGAGCGGGAAUCACAACCCGCUAUGCUGAGUAUUGUCUGGAGAACUUCGAUCUUCUGGCAUCGGAAUCAACCGAACAGACCUUUGAGACCCAGGCAACCAAGAGAAGAUACUCUGAAAACAAGAAGCUCAAUUAUUGGACUCGUUCUGCCUGCAAUGAUAUGCAUGAUCUCAGAACACGCAUUGCACAGCUGGUGACCUCGGAAAAUACGAAGCUGAAGAGAGGCAAAGCCGACGAUGUGUUCAUUUUUCCAACUGGAAUGAACGCUAUAUUCACGGCGUUUGAAGCAUUGGCAGCACUUAAUCCCAAAUCAAAUGUGGUUGCAUAUGGCUGGCUUUACCCAGAAACAGUCCAUGAUCUUCGAAGAACUUCCUGGGAUCGUGUCAUCUCCUUGAAAUGGGGCACCGAAGAAGAACUGGACCAGCUUGAGCGUAUGCUGAUGAUCUCUCACCACCGAAUCACCACUCUCGUGUGCGAACUUCCAAGCAACAUCAAGUUCAUCUCACCAAACCUCGAACGGAUAAAAUCGUUGUCAGACCAGCACGGUCUCAUUGUGGUGUGUGAUGAAACCGCUGACAAUUUCAUCAACGUCGAUGUCUUGCUCUAUGUUGAUGUCGUGGUGAGCAGCUUGACAAAGAUGUUCAGUGGAGCUUCGAAUGUGACUGGCGGCAGUGUUGUGAUAAAUCCCAACUCUCGUCACUAUGAUGAAAUAAAGUCUUUCUUGACUGUUCAACAUAAGGGCGUCGUCUGCUUCCCACCCGACAUGGCAGUACUCAAGCAGAAUUCAGUAAACAUGGCAGAGCGUGUCCACAGGUCCAACGCAAACACCCUUCCUGUCAUCGACCUUCUCCGCAAUCAUCCCACAAUCCAGCAAGUCAACUAUCCAUCUCUCGGGCCCACAUCUCCCUGGUAUGCCAAGGUUAAACGCCGAAAUGGCGGCUAUGGAAACGUUUUCAGCGUUGUGUUUCGUAACCCUGAUACUGCGAAGCGAUUCUACGACUGUUUGGACGUGUGUAAAGGGUCGAGUUUCGGCACGAACUUUACUCUAGCUGUUCCAUAUGUUCAAUUGGCUUGCUACUGGAGUCAAGACAAGUGCGAGAAGUACGGAUUACCCCGGCAUGUCAUACGUAUCAGUAUUGGGCUUGAGGAUCCGAAGGAGAUUGUUGCAAAGAUUGAAGCUGCACUACGUGAAGCGGAAACAGAUGCAGGGUGUAACCAUUGA
Messenger RNA from Cadophora gregata, 1710 nucleotides. RefSeq lists its product as uncharacterized. Gene Ontology annotation, molecular function: pyridoxal phosphate binding; cystathionine gamma-synthase activity. The transcript has 5 exons. NCBI's taxonomy places the organism in Eukaryota, Fungi, Ascomycota, Leotiomycetes, Helotiales, Ploettnerulaceae. Gene Ontology annotation, biological process: transsulfuration. The record is from RefSeq and is a predicted model, not a curated record. Bases 1 to 1710 code for a protein of 569 amino acids.